Penicillium nucicola is the source of this 1680-nucleotide messenger RNA. RefSeq lists its product as uncharacterized. Lineage: Eukaryota; Fungi; Ascomycota; Eurotiomycetes; Eurotiales; Aspergillaceae. The record is from RefSeq and is a predicted model, not a curated record. The coding region runs from base 1 to 1680 and encodes 559 amino acids. The transcript is spliced from 2 exons.
AUGGCUUUCGUUGGAGAUCUUUUCUUCCCUCAGAUGGAUGCAACCCCCACCGAGUGGGUUGACUUUGAUCAAUUCCUUGACCUUCCUGCCGGGUACGAGGAGGUGUCGCCCUCGGACACUACCAUCUCCCCCCAGGACUUGGCUCUGCCCUACGCAGAUGAUCAGAGCUUCAUGUUUACUCCUUCUCCCUCUCGAGCUCCGCAAACCAACUGGACAGGUGCGACCAACUACCACCUGCCCCAGGAGGAUGUGAUGGGCUACUCGAUGGAUGGAGGAUACAUGCCCGACCCCGCUGCGCCUUUGUUUGACGAUGCUUCCUUCUCGGGGUACAACCCAUAUGACAGCAGCAUGGCAUUCCGAAGUCUGGUGGAGGCGCAGGCUGCAGCAGAUCCUCGCGUCGCUUCUAUCAAGGAGAAGCGCCGUGAAGCAGCAAUCGCAUUACACCUCCAGCGCCUAUGUGAUGCCACCGCUCUUGAUCUAGACAUGUCAUCGGACUCCAAUACUAGCUUUUCGUCCCCAAGCUGGUCCGACUACAUGCGCGAAAGUACAUCCCCCCAACCCGCGCGCCCCAGCCGGGAAAACACAUCUGCCCCCGAGGCAUCUCCUCCAGGGGCCAUGGAGAUGAUCCUGGACCUCAACAUGAACGCUACUGCCAACGUUCCGAAAAAGCAAAAGCCUCGUUCUCAGGCACAGAAAGAGAACUACAUCAAGGCUCGGAAGUAUGGUGCUUGUGAGAAGCACAAGAAGCAACACAAGCGAUGCAACUGCCUUGAGAAGGCCGCUGCCAUUGCUGGAGUCACUGACGUACCGAUGAAUGCCGCGUUCCAAGAAAGGCCGAGGCAGCCAAUGCUUCACGCGCCAGUCCUUCCCGAGGCGCGCUAUUCGGGAGCUGUGGGACACGAUCCGUUACUCAGUUCACCUCAGGCACUCCCGACGGUCAAGGCUAUUAGGAAGCCGGCAAGCACUUCUGCGGGACAUGAUCCGUCUAUGAGACUACCGGUUGAGACCCCAUCCACCGCAGGAUGUCUCCAAACGGCCAAGGUACCAAAGAGCACCCUGCCUGCACAAAAUAUCGCGACAUCUUGUUCGAAGAAUACUCCGCCGGGACACGAUACAGUUCUUGUAUCUGGCAAGCCAACGUCCAAGACUUCAUCGGGUCACGAUAUCAUUCUAGUGACGGGAAAGACCGUUGCGAAGAAUAUUUCACCGGGACACGACAGAGUUGUUGGAUCUGGAAACCAACAUUUCCAGAACUCAUCGGGACACGACGUUGUUCUCAACUCGGGAAAGAGUGCUCAGCAGAGCACAUCAUCGGGACACGAUAUCGUUCUCCGAGACGAGACGAAAUCAAGUUCCUCCCCGACGUCACGGUCAAACCGCGUGUCUCGUGGCAAGUCGAGCUUCAGGUGGCGUGUAUCGACGCUCGCGUCGAUUGGUGGUUUGACCACCUCCCUGGCGAACUACAACGGGUGUCGUCCAACCCAUCAACCCCUGGCCAGGUCAGUCAUCCUUCACUGGAUGUACGUCCCAGGGUCACUCGGUCAUCUCGUCCCGUGGAAAAUGCUUCUGUCUCUUCGACAAACGUACCAGGUACACUUCAAGAACCGAUUCCAAUGGCUGUUGCCAGAACACCAAGGUUCAGCCAAUCUCCACUGGGAUCUCGAAACUCUGGAGUUAUGA